Molecule: messenger RNA, 288 nt
Organism: Prunus armeniaca (apricot)
Lineage: Eukaryota; Viridiplantae; Streptophyta; Magnoliopsida; Rosales; Rosaceae
Source: the annotation of a GenBank genome assembly
AUGUCCGCCAGUUCAAGCGGCAAAGCGAAUCAGGGGGACUCCGAUGGCUCAUGGGAAUAUGCCCCCGAUUAUCCAAGGUCCCCACCACCACCGCUGCCUCUUCCAACCUCCUCUGCAAGCGAGGGGGACUCUGAUGAUCCCGCUGUGGAAAUAAAUGAUAUGAAGAACAAACUGGAACACAACUCUUCCUUGGUCCAUUAUUGGACUAAAAAAUGUGUCGAAGAUGAGCAGAAGUUGGCUUAUUUGACUCGGCAAGUUAACAAAGCCCGUUACCGAAAAGAGAAGUAG